CAAAAAUUUGCAAUCUUCCUGCAGUAGAGUCCCUCAGCUACACCUGAUUAAUUAAGAAUGAGUGAGAUGUCUGCUCAUCAACAACUUCCAUCCUUAGCUGCUGAACGUCGUCGUGCAGACUAUCAUCCUAGUGUGUGGGGAGACUUUUUCCUCUCAGACGAUGCUUCUCAAGAAAGGAUGGACUUUGAUGACACGUCAAAGCAACAAAUUGAAGACUUGAAGAACGAGGUGAAGAGGAUAUUUGAAGUUGCUGCUUCCGAUGAUAACCGGAGAGAGCUAUUAAACUUGGUCAAUCAUACUCAACGUCUAGGCAUCGGUUAUCACUUUGAGAAAGAGAUUGAUGAAGCUCUGAAGCAAGUUCACGAGAGAAGCAUCGAGUCUGUGGAUGGUCCAAGCUUUGCCAGUGAUCUUUACACCACUGCCCUCAUGUUCAGGUUGCUAAGGCAGCAGGGUUACAAGAUAAAUAGCAGUGCGUUUAGCAAGUUCAAGGGUCCGGACGGAAACUUUGAUGAGUCACUUGAAACCGACGUGAGAGGUUUGCUGAGCUUAUAUGAAGCUAGCCAUCUCCGGACUCACGGAGAGGAUGUUCUUGAGGAAGCCCUAGCUUUCACUCUCACCCACCUUGCCUCCACGAAUGAGAAGCUCGGCCCUGCCCUCAUUAGAGAUGAGAUAAGCCGCUCCCAAAGGCAGUUUAACAUUCGUAAGGGGUUAACAAGACUAGAUUCACGAAAAUAUAUUAAAAUAUAUGAAGAAGAAGCUUCACACAAUAAAGUGCUCCUGAAGUUGGCAAAGUUAGAUUUCAACCUGCUACAGACGCUGCACCAAAGGGAAAUAGGCUGCAUCGUGAGGUGGUGGAAGAGCCUAUAUGUCAAGAAGAAUUUCCCUUUUACAAGAGACAGGAUCGUCGAGUGCUACUUCUGGAGUAUGCUAGCUUAUGAGCUAGAGCACGGAUCUUUUAGGAUAAUAUUUACCAAAGUAAUUGCCAUGAUCACCAUUAUUGAUGAUAUCUUCGAUGUCCAUGGCACAUUCGAAGAGCUGGAAGUCUUUACCCGUGCUGUUGAAAGGUGGGACAUGGAGGUCAUAGACGAGCUGCCUGACUAUAUGCAAGUGUGUUACCGAGCAUUGCUAGAUGUUUAUAGAGAAGCUGAGCACUUGUUGCCUGAGGAAGUAGGAUCUUAUAGCAUAUACUUCGGUAUAGAAUCGAUGAAAGGUAUGGUGAGAGCAUAUUUUGCUGAAGCGAAAUGGUACCAUCAUCAAUAUACCCCAACAAUGGAGGAGUACAUGCAAGUCGCAUUGGUCUCAGGUGGCGGUUUAUUCCUAGCAGCUACAGCCUUCGUAGGGUUAAAGGAUGUUGUAACCAAAGAUGACUUUGAAUGGCUGUUCAAAAUUCCGAAGAUUCUUAGGGGUUGUCAAAUCGUAAUUCGAUUAGUAAACGACAUGGUCACUCAUAAGUUUGAACAGAAGGUAGGCCAAGUGGCUUCAGCCGUGGAAUGCUACAUGAAGCAAUAUGGCGUCACUGAGGAGAAAGCAAAACAUGAACUCUGGAAGCAUGUCAAUGAUGCCUGGAAAGACAUCAAUGAAGAGGCCUUACACCAGACGGUCGUCUCGGCUCCACUACUUAAUAUGAUCGUCGACAUCGCCCGUAUGAUUGGUGUUUGGUAUGAAGAUAUUGAUAUCUACACACAUUCAAGCACCAGGAUGAAGGAUGGCAUUACUUCCCUGUUCAUCGAUCCUUUUCCCUUAGAUAUGUAUGGACAAAUGACUCCGAUUAACGUGGCACUUGCUCAAGAGCAACGUUGUUUGUUUUUCUUAUAUAAAAAAAAAGGUUACUUGCCCAAAACAACACCGUCCUCGCCCCACUCUCCUCCCCCAACCAAACGGCGACGUUGUUCCUCUCCCCCGCCCCUGUCGAACGACGUCGUCACUAUCAUCCCCUCCCUCCCCCAUCUGCAAUCAAAAUUAGGGCAAGAAAUCAAAAUUAGGGAUUUCCUGCCCUUAAACUUGGUCAAUCAUACUCAACGUCUAGGCAUCGGUUAUCACUUUGAGAAAGAGAUUGAUGAAGCUCUGAAGCAAGUUCACGAGAGAAGCAUCGAGUCUGUGGAUGGUCCAAGCUUUGCCAGUGAUCUUUACACCACUGCCCUCAUGUUCAGGUUGCUAAGGCAGCAGGGUUACAAGAUAAAUAGCAGUGCGUUUAGCAAGUUCAAGGGUCCGGACGGAAACUUUGAUGAGUCACUUGAAACCGACGUGAGAGGUUUGCUGAGCUUAUAUGAAGCUAGCCAUCUCCGGACUCACGGAGAGGAUGUUCUUGAGGAAGCCCUAGCUUUCACUCUCACCCACCUUGCCUCCACGAAUGAGAAGCUCGGCCCUGCCUUAAUUAGAGAUGAGAUAAGCCGCUCCCAAAGGCAGUUUAACAUUCGUAAGGGGUUAAUAAAACUAGAUUCACGAAAAUAUAUUAAAAUAUAUGAAGAAGAAGCUUCACACAAUGAAGUGCUCCUGAAGUUGGCAAAGUUAGAUUUCAACCUGCUACAGACGCUGCACCAAAGGAAACUAGGCUGCAUCGUGAGGAUAAUAUUUACCAAAGUAUUUGCCAUGAUCACCAUUAUUGAUGAUAUCUUUGAUGUCCAUGGCACAUUCGAAGAGCUGGAAGCAUUUACCCGUGCUGUUGAAAGGUGGGACAUGGAGGUCAUAGACGAGCUGCCUGACUAUAUGCAAGUGUGUUACAGGGCCUUGCUAGAUGUUUAUAGAGAAGCUGAGCACUUGUUGCCUGAGGAAGUAGGAUCUUAUCGCAUAUCCUUUGGUAUAGAAUCGAUGAAAGGUAUGGUGAGAGCACAGUUUGCCGAAGCGAAAUGGUUCCAUCGUCAAUAUACCCCAUCAAUGGAGGAGUACAUGCAGGUCGCAUUGGUCUCAACUGGCGGUUUACUCCUAUCAGCUACAGCUUUCGUAGGGUUAAAGGAUGCUUUUGAGCAGAAGGUAGGCCAAGCGGUUUCAGCCGUCGAAUGCUACAUGAAGCAAUAUGGAGUCACUGAGGAGGAAGCAAAACAUGAACUCUGGAAGCAUGUCAUUGAUGCCUGGAAAGACAUCAAUGAAGAGGCCCUACACCAGACGGUCGUCUCGGCUCCACUGCUUCAUAUGAUCAUUGACAUCGCCCGUAUGAUGGGUGUUUGGUAUGAAGAUAUUGAUAUCUACACACAUUCAAGGACCAAGAUGAAGGUUGGCAUUGCUUCCCUGUUCAUCGAUCCUUUUCCCUUAGAUAUGUAG
This is a messenger RNA of Punica granatum (pomegranate), 3258 nucleotides long. The record is from RefSeq and is a predicted model, not a curated record. Lineage: Eukaryota; Viridiplantae; Streptophyta; Magnoliopsida; Myrtales; Lythraceae.